UUUUAUCCUUAGAAUCACAUGAUCUCUUAACAUUGACCUUCCGCUGACAUUGCUAUCACAUAGAAUGAUAAAAAGCCGUUGUUGUAAACUGUGUUUAUUUAAAUAAACAUAUCUUUUUGUGUAAAACUAUACCGUGAGCAAGGACGUAUCGCGUUCUAAUAAUCAUGAAUCUGUUACUAAUUUUGGUAUUAUUAUUGUUACUUAUUAUAUAUUACGUACAUAGUUUUAUUACAAAAAAUUUCAACUACUGGAAAAAUAUAAGAGUCAUCGGACCAAAACCGGUUCCAUUAUUCGGAAACAUAAUAACAUCAACACUACGAAGGAAGAACAUAGCUGAGGUAAUGCAAAAGAUUUAUCUUGAGUAUCCUGAAGAGAAGAUUGUUGGUGUAUUCAGAUUGACAACACCGACUCUGUUAAUACGUGACUUGGAGGUUAUAAAGCACGUUAUGAUUAAAGAUUUCGAUUCUUUUUCUGAUCGAGGCGUAUCCUUUAGUAAAGAUGGUCUUGGUGCUAACUUGUUUCACGCUGAUACUGACAUAUGGCGUGUUUUGAGAAAUCAAUUUACACCAAUAUUUACAUCUGGUAAAUUAAAAAACAUGAUCCAUUUACUAAAUGAUAGAGGAGACAAGUUUUUAAGAGAAGUAAAUAAUAUAUGUUUACAAAAAAAUGAACAUGAAAUCCAUUCUUUAAUUCAACGGUACACAAUGGCAACAAUCUCAGCUUGUGCCUUCGGUCUAGAUUUCGAUGCGAUGGCAGAUAAAAUGGAAAUGUUUAAUAAAAUAGAUAAAAUCAUUUUCUCAUUAUCUUACGCAAGAGAAAUUGAUAUGCUGUUUCCGGGUAUACUAAAAAAGUUCAACAGUACAAUAUUUUCUGUGGAGCUUAGAUAUUUCUUCGAAGAUUUGGUAAAAACUGUUAUAAAUGAAAGAGACGGCAAACCAUCAAAUAGGAAAGACUUCAUGGACUUAGUUUUGGAGUUGAGAGAGAAAGGUGAAAUAAAAGGGGCUAGAAGAUCUGACGAAGAUAUAGAAACUACAUUAGAACUUAGCGAUAGUAUUAUAGCGGCGCAAGCAUUCGUUUUCUAUGCAGCGGGCUAUGAAACUAGCGCAACAACAAUGUCUUUCAUGCUGUAUGAAUUAGCUAAAAAUCAAAACAUACAAGAGAAAUUAAUCAAGGAAAUAGAUGACGUUCUCGAUAGAAAUAAUGGAGAUAUAACAUAUGAAGCUAUAACUGAUAUGAUUUACAUGGAAAGAGUUUUUGAUGAAACAUUAAGGAAAUAUCCUUUAGUCGAUCCGAUACAACGUCGAGCUCAAGUUGAUUAUACUAUACCAAAUACGAAUGUCGUCAUCAAAAAGGGACAAAAAGUUUUUGUAUCGACAAUGGGUAUACAACACGAUCCUAAGUAUUACCCUAACCCAGAAAUAUUUGACCCUGAGAGAUUUUCUCCUGAAAAAGUAAAGGAUCGACAUCCUUGUGCUUAUAUGCCAUUUGGUAUAGGACCAAGGAAUUGCAUAGGAAUGCGGUUUGCAAAAGUACAGUCCCGAAUCUGCAUAACAAAGCUCUUAUCAAAGUUCCGAGUGGAGCCAUCUAAGAAUACACAAGAGGUUAUGCAAUUUGAUCCUAAAAGAGUUUUAAUAGGACCUAAAAAUGGAAUUUAUUUAAAUUUAAUUUCUAGGAAUGUAUGAAGUUAAAUUUUCAAAAUAUAGUGGCAAUAAUAAAGAUGAAAAAGUACUAUUAAUAGAAAAAAGACAUAUUAAUGUUACAAAAGAAAACAAAGCACUUUAUAUAAA
Messenger RNA from Papilio xuthus (Asian swallowtail), 1787 nucleotides. RefSeq names its product cytochrome P450 6B4-like. Lineage: Eukaryota; Metazoa; Arthropoda; Insecta; Lepidoptera; Papilionidae. The record is from RefSeq and is a predicted model, not a curated record. Gene Ontology annotation, molecular function: oxidoreductase activity, acting on paired donors, with incorporation or reduction of molecular oxygen; monooxygenase activity; iron ion binding. The transcript has 2 exons. Bases 165 to 1682 code for a protein of 505 amino acids.